This is a messenger RNA of Beta vulgaris subsp. vulgaris (sugar beet), 1590 nucleotides long. RefSeq names its product UDP-glycosyltransferase 73C3. The coding region runs from base 42 to 1517 and encodes 491 amino acids. Gene Ontology annotation, molecular function: UDP-glycosyltransferase activity. The transcript has a single exon. The record is from RefSeq and is a predicted model, not a curated record. NCBI's taxonomy places the organism in Eukaryota, Viridiplantae, Streptophyta, Magnoliopsida, Caryophyllales, Amaranthaceae.
UAAAAUCUACCUAUAUAAGUUAACUAACAAAAAACAAAGUUAUGCAAGAAAUCAUGGCUUCUGAAAAUCAUCUCCCUGAUGCAAUCAUCUUUCCCUUCAUGGCACAAGGCCACACACUUUCUUUACUAGAUUUAGCCAAGAUAUUAUCACAAAGAGGUCUCAAAGUUACUAUUAUCUCAACACCUUCCAAUGCUAAACAAACCUCCUCAAUACUUUCAACCAAAUUCCCAAACAUCUCAAUUCAUGUAAUCCCAUUUCCUAUAUGUGAUGAUUUAUCACAAGAUUGUGAAAACACUAAAGAUAUUAUCUCCAAAGAUCAACAUCUUUCUUUCCUAAGGGCAACCUUAAAACUCAAAGAACCAUUUGAGAGUUUCCUUAGAGAAAAAGUUGAAAAAACAUGUCAUUCUAAUUCUAAUUCUAAUAUAUUUGUGGUAUGUGAUCUCUUUCUAUGUUGGGCUAUACCAAUAUGUUCUUCUUUGAACAUCCCUGGGAUCCUCUUCACUGGCAUGGGAGUUUUGUCAUCUGCAAUAUGGAGGCUCAUGUUAUCAAAUGAAGAAUGUAUCAAAAGUUUGUCAAAUGGAGAGGAGUUGGAAACUCUUCCUGGAUUAGCAUCCCCUUUCUUCUUAACUCGCAAUGAUUUCGGCCAUUGGUUUGAUGAUAAUCACCCAACAAUGCAAUUUCUAUUCGAAAUCGGCGAUGUUAGCUCAAGUUGUUGGGGAGUUUUAAGUAAUAGCUUUGAAGAGAUUGAAGGUAAGUAUAUAGGUGCUCUUGAGUCUACUUAUGAUGAAGGUGUCAAGGUAUGGUGUGUUGGACCACUUCUCCUAUAUGAUCAAGCACAGAUUCAUGUAAAUACAUCUAUGGAAGAAUGUAAUAAAGAUUCAUGUAAUUAUUACCAAAGGUGGUUAGAUGAGCAAAUAGAGAAGCUAGAAAGUGUGAUCUAUGUGUCAUUCGGAACGCAGGCCUAUGUGUCUGACAUACAGAUGGACGAGAUUGCCUUGGGAUUGGAAAUGGCUGGCUAUCCAUUCGUUUGCGUCGUCAGAUCAACGAGUUGGAAGCUGCCGGAGGGGUGGGAGGAGAGGGUGAAGAGUAAAGGGAUGAUCAUAAGGGAGUGGGUGGAUCAAAGGAGCAUACUGUCACACCCUAGUGUAGGAGGAUUUCUGAGUCAUUGUGGUUGGAACUCUGUAUUAGAAAGUUUAGGGAGGGGAGUACCCUUAUUAACUUGGCCUAUGGGUGCAGAACAACCUCUAAAUGCCAAGUUUGUAGUGCAGGUUUUAAAGGCAGGGAUAGCUAUCAAUACAACAAAAGUAGUUGAACAAGGAUCAAUGGAGAGUGCUAUUGUUGGCCGCAACGACAUCAGCCGUGGGGUGGAAGAACUGAUGGGUGGCGAGAAUGGGAGAGUAGCUAGAGAAAGGGCUAAGGAAAUUGGAAUGAUGUCAAGGAAGGCUGUAGCAAAAGAUGGUUCAUCUUCUAAGAAGCUUGAUGAAUUCAUUAGUUGUUUAGUUGAAUUGAAAAAAUAGUACUUCUAUAUAAGAUAGCUCAAUUAUGUGUUUGUGCACAAUCAGUAAUAGAAUAUCCAAUAUGUUUCAAUUA